UCUCGCCCAGUUCAUCCCGCGCCACCGGGAUCUCCCUCCCCUGCAUAUCCCUCUCUUAGCCGACUCCUCACCCUUCCUUCUUCUCCCACCAACUCUUUACUGCUACCAAUUAUACUUCAGUGGUAGUUGUGCUAAAGAGACCCCAAGAAGAAAAAGGAAAUCAGAUGGCCGGCUUGCCAGCGACCAACGCCGAGGGCGAAACCCUCUCGGACGCUUGGGAUUGCAAGGGCCGCCCCGCCGUCCGAUCCCAGACCGGAGGUUGGACCAGCGCCGCCAUGAUCCUAGGGGUGGAGCUGUGCGAGAGGCUGACGACGCUGGGCAUAGCCGUAAACCUGGUGACCUACUUGACCGGUACCAUGCACCUCGGCAAUGCCGCCUCCGCCAACACUGUCACCAACUUCUUCGGCACCUCCUUCAUGCUCUGCCUCCUCGGCGGCUUCCUCGCCGACUCCUACCUCGGCCGGUACCUCACCAUCGCCACCUUCACCGCAGUCCAAGCUUUGGGGGUUACCAUUCUGACGAUAUCGACGGUGGCUCCGGGGCUGAGGCCGCCGGCCUGCGCGGACCCGUCGGCCGGCGGGUGCGUGCGGGCGAGCGGGGGCCAGCUCGGGGUGCUCUACCUGGCUCUGAAUCUGACGGCGUUGGGGACGGGAGGGCUGAAGUCGAGCGUGUCCGGGUUCGGAUCGGACCAGUUCGACGAGUCGGACCGGGGCGAGAGGCAGCAGAUGAUGCGCUUCUUCAGCUGGUUCUUCUUCUUCAUCAGCCUCGGCUCGCUGCUGGCCGUGACGGUCCUGGUGUACAUCCAGGACAACGUCGGCCGGCAGUGGGGCUACGGCAUCUGCGCCGCCGCCAUCGUGUCGGGGCUGGCGGUCUUCAUCGCCGGCUCCACCCGGUACCGUUUCAAGAAGCUGGUGGGGAGCCCCCUGACCCAGAUCGCCGCCGUGGCGGUGGCGGCCUGGAGGAAGAGGGACCUGAAGUUGCCCUCUGAUCUCUCGCUUCUCUAUGACGUGGGCGCUGCAGACAAAGGCGAGGAGGGAGGGAAGACGAGCGAGGGGAAGCAGAAGUUGCCCCACAGCAAGCAGUUCCGUUGCCUGGACCGGGCAGCGAUCAUGGAGGAUCCGGCCGUCGAGCAGAGCAAGUGGCGGCUGUCGACGCUGACCGACGUGGAGGAGGUGAAGCAGGUGAUCCGGAUGCUGCCGGUGUGGGCCACGACCAUCAUGUUCUGGACCGUCUACGCUCAAAUGAGCACCUUCUCGGUCUCCCAAGCCACCACCAUGGACCGGCGCAUCGGCCCCUCCUUCCAGAUCCCCGCCGGCUCCCUCACCGUCUUCUUCGUCGGCUCCAUCCUCCUCACGGUUCCUAUCUACGACCGCCUCGUCGUCCCCGCCGCCCGCCGACUCACCGGCAACCAGCAGGGCCUCACCCCGCUCCAGCGCAUCGCCGUCGGCCUCGUCUUCUCCAUCUUCGCCAUGGCGGCCGCCGCGCUCACCGAGCGCAGGCGGCUCCACGCGGCGUGGGCUGCGAGCUCGUCCUCCGCCGUCGAUCCGGGGUCGACGUCGGCGCCGCUGAGCGUGUUCUGGCUGGUGCCGCAGUUCUUCUUCACGGGCGCCGGGGAGGCCUUCACGUACAUCGGCCAGCUGGAUUUUUUCUUGAGGGAGUGUCCCAAGGGGAUGAAGACCAUGAGCACUGGUCUCUUCCUCAGCAGUCUCGCGUUGGGUUUCUUUUUUAGCUCGGCUCUGGUGAGUAUUGUCCACAAGGUGACGGGGGGACCCGGGAGGGGGGCGUGGCUCGCCGACAAUCUGAACGAAGGGAGGCUCUACGACUUCUACUGGCUCCUCGCCGUGCUGAGCGCGGUCAAUUUAGGGCUGUUCUUGGUAUCCUCCAAGGGGUACGUUUACAAGGAGAAGAGGAUGGCGGCGGGGGAGGAAGGGAGCGUGGUCACGGUGGAGCUGGCGGACGAAGCCUCUCGCCAAGCUUGAGCUUUUCUUUCUUUCGAACUGCUGCCGAGUGUAAUAUAGUCUGUCUCGACUCUCGAGUUAAGGUAACGGAUAGUUUGAGUCUGGCUCUCUCCCUUCGUUCCUACGAUGCAUCAAAUUAAGCUGUGUAAAACUGAACCAGUCGAUGUAUCUACUGGCGCUUCGAUUCUCUUCUUCUCAGUGGAAAACCUUCUUCUCUCAAGCAUAAAA
Phoenix dactylifera (date palm) is the source of this 2186-nucleotide messenger RNA. Its product is annotated as protein NRT1/ PTR FAMILY 6.3-like. Lineage: Eukaryota; Viridiplantae; Streptophyta; Magnoliopsida; Arecales; Arecaceae. Gene Ontology annotation, molecular function: transmembrane transporter activity. Gene Ontology annotation, biological process: transmembrane transport; oligopeptide transport. Gene Ontology annotation, cellular component: membrane. The record is from RefSeq and is a predicted model, not a curated record.